ACAACUCUCAUCUUCGUCAAAAACACUCCUAAACCCUAGUAGUAAAACUAGUGAUCAUAACAAAGACUUAGCUACUAGCUUCAAGAGUUUAAGAUGGCUUCCAAAACUCCUUCUUCCAUUGCUCUUUUCCUCAUUGUCAAUAUCCUCUUCUUUUCACUCGUCUCCGCCUGCGGGACUUGCCCUGGUCCUAACCCGAAGCCAAAGCAUCAUAAGCGCAAUCCAGGGCAAGGCCCAUCACGUGGUUCUGGUGGUUCAGGUGGCUCUACGCCUUCUGGUGGAUCCACUCCAUCAGGCGGUGGUUCCACUCCCUCAGGUGGAACUACUCCUUCUGCUGGAUCCACCCCAUCAGGCAGUGCGUCAUGCCCACGUGACGCACUCAAACUCGGCGUCUGUGCAAACGUACUCAACGGUUUAUUGAAUGUGACUCUGGGUCAGCCGCCGGUGACCCCUUGCUGUACUCUUCUCAAUGGUCUCGUCGAUCUCGAAGCCGCCGUGUGUCUCUGCACCGCGCUUAGGGCAAACAUUCUCGGCAUCAACCUCAAUCUCCCCAUCUCCCUUAGCUUGCUCCUCAAUGUCUGCUCAAGGCAAGCUCCACGUGGCUUCCAAUGUAACUAAGCACAAAAACAUGAUGCUUAGUGUUUCAUAUAGUUCUGCCUUUAAUUUACUUCUGCAUUCAAGAUCCCAUUGAUCACUAUUGUGUGAUAUUUACGUGUGUGCAUGGAUGAUUAACUGCUUGUUAUAUUGUCCCUUCAAUUAUUCACUGUAUGUUUCUUAGUCAUGGUGCAAUAGCUCCAAAGCUGUUGAAUUAGUGUUCUUUACUCCAUUGAGAAAUUAUUAUAUUUACUAAUAAUCAUUCCUUCUAAACUUAA
Molecule: messenger RNA, 869 nt
Organism: Arachis stenosperma
Lineage: Eukaryota; Viridiplantae; Streptophyta; Magnoliopsida; Fabales; Fabaceae
Product: putative lipid-binding protein AIR1
Exons: 1
Coding region: 94-615 (173 amino acids)
Source: RefSeq, a predicted model, not a curated record